Messenger RNA from Ilex paraguariensis (yerba mate), 1260 nucleotides. Lineage: Eukaryota; Viridiplantae; Streptophyta; Magnoliopsida; Aquifoliales; Aquifoliaceae. The record is from the annotation of a GenBank genome assembly.
AUGUGGGAAAGACAGUGCAUCAAAAAGGGUGAUAAAAGGUUAUUGCCAAAUCGAGAGCUUACCACCACUAUCAACAACACUGGUCGAGAGUUCGACAUCACUUGGGAAUUAACUCAAAUCGAAGAUGAGAAUAAGAUAAAGCACAAGAGCCUAGCCAUCGUGAUUCUUCUAAGGAUGAUGAUUGCACAAGUGGCAAACUCAAGUUGUGAAAUCUGUGGCACUAGAGCCUCCGCUUUGUUGCUCUCCAGUCUUGAGGAGGAGGAUGAUGACUUGCAUUCUUCAGUUGGGAAUGUUUUCUACCCAUUACAGCCUUGUAAGAGGAAAAUUAGGGAUGACCCAGUUGAGGUUAAAGAUGAUUGCAUUGCUUCUGAUGUGCUUCGUGGUGUUAAGUCGGCUAAUAAGGCAGCCCUGGUGUCGGAUGAAACUUACUCAGGCAAAGAUUUUGCAACAUGGAAGAUUUUGAGUUAUAAUGUUUGGUUCCGAGAAGAUCUCGAGAUGCAUAAAAGGAUGAAAGCUCUGGGUGACCUUAUUCAACUGCAUUCCCCAGAUCUGAUAUGCUUCCAGGAGGUUACUCCCAAUAUAUAUGACAUUUUUCAGCAAUCCAGAUGGUGGAAGGCAUACAGUUGCUCGGUUUCAAAUGAGAUGGCUUUUACAAGGCCAUAUUUCUGCAUGCAGUUAAGUAAACUGCCAGUGAAAGCCUACAGCUGCAUACCUUUCAUCAAUUCUGCAAUGGGAAGAGAACUUUGUGUUGCUGAGGUUGAAGUUAAGAAAGGCAUGCCAUUGAUUGUUGCCACUAGCCAUCUUGAGAGUCCCUGCCCAGCCCCUCCCAAAUGGGAUCAGAUGUACAGCAAGGAACGUGUAGAUCAGGCGAAGGAGGCCCUAGACAUUCUUAAGAAAAAUCCAAACGCGAUUUUUUGUGGUGAUAUGAAUUGGAAUGACAAGUCGGAUGGUCAAUUCCCCUUACCGGAUGGGUGGACUGAUGCCUGGGCACAGCUAAAGCCUGGAGAAAAUGGAUGGACAUAUGAUACCAAGUCCAACAAGAUGUUGACUGGUAACCGGACUCUGCAAAAGCGGCUGGAUCGAUUUGUAUGCAAUUUGCAUGAUUUCAAGAUAAGUGGAAUUGAGAUGAUUGGCAUGGAGGCAAUACAAGGGUUAUCGUAUUGUAAGGAGAAGAAAGUGAAAAAGGAGGUUCAGAAACUGGUGCUCCCUGUUUUGCCUAGUGAUCAUUAUGGCCUGGUUUUAACAAUUUGUCCCCAGUAA